AUGGGCUGCACGCAAUCCAAGAUCGAGAACGAAGAAGCCGUCUCGCGAUGCAAGGAGCGCAAGCUCUUCAUGAAAGACGCCGUCUCCUCCCGCAACGCCUUCGCCGCCGCUCACUCCUCUUACGCUAUUUACUUGAAGAACACUGGCGCCGCCUUGAGCGACUACGCCCAAGGCGAGGUGGCCCAGCACCCGGCCCAGCUCGUCCAAGUCCUCCAGCCUUCCGUCCCCGCCGCUGCCGCCGCCACUUUCGACUCUUUUCCUCCUCCGCCUCCGCCGCUCCCUAAUUUCCCGCCCGCGCCGCUCCAGCGGGCCGCCAGCAUGCCCGAGAUCAAGCCCGACCCCAAGGGACAGGCCAAGCCCAAGCCGAUCAUCGAGGAGGAGGACGAGGAUGAGGAGAUUGACACCGGCGAGAGCUUGAGAGUGAGGACCAGGAGCAAAAGCCGGAGCCAGAGUCAGAGCAACAGAGGAGUUGUGGAGCUGGAGACCGAAGAAGAAGAGGAGUUUCCAGAUGGACAGCCUCCGCCGUCGCCGAGGCCGCCGCCUCCGUCGGUGGAGAGCCGGACGGUGCCGCCUCUGCCGCAGCAUGAGGACACGCCUUACGAUUACUUCUUCUCCGUCGACGUGCCGGCGCCGUCGCUGGGGGUGCCGCCGGAGCCGCCGAAGGAGGAGGUUCAGAGGAAGGUGUUCGAGGAAAGACCAGUUAAGAAAGUAGAGAGGGAAGUGGAGCCGGAAGUGGUGGUGGAGGUGAAGCGGAGUCCGGUAGUGGAGGAAGAGGUGGUGCCGGUGCCGGCUCCGCCUCCUCCUCCGGUGGUGGUGGAGCCGAAGACCUUGAAGAAGGUGAAGCCGGUGGGCUCAAAAGGCAGUCUUAGUUUGCUGCAGGUGUUUGAGGAGAUUGAUAAUGAUUUUCUCAAGGCUUCUGAGAGUGCUCAUGAGGUCUCUAAGAUGUUGGAGGCUACCAGGCUCCACUAUCACUCUAAUUUUGCCGAUAAUCGGGGGCAUAUUGAUCACUCUGCUAGAGUGAUGCGUGUUAUUACAUGGAAUCGGUCUUUUAAAGGAAUUCCGAAUUUUGACGAUGGCGGCAAGGAUGAGUUCGACUCUGAAGAGCAUGAAACUCACGCCACGGUAUUGGAUAAAUUGCUGGCGUGGGAGAAAAAGCUGUAUGAUGAAGUCAAGGCAGGUGAGCUCAUGAAAUUUGAGUACCAGAAGAAGGUCGCCUCGUUGAGCAAGCUGAAGAAGCGGAGUACUAACUCAGAGGCAUUGGAGAAAGCGAAAGCAGCAGUGAGUCAUCUGCAUACAAGAUACAUAGUUGACAUGCAAUCCAUGGACUCAACAGUAUCAGAGAUAAACUCUUUACGAGACGACCAGUUAUAUCCGAAACUUGUUCAACUUGUUGCAGGGAUGGCUACCAUGUGGGAAGCCAUGCGAUGUCACCAUGAGAGCCAGUCAAAGAUUGUGACUGCCCUCAGGUCUUUUGACAUCUCCCAAUGUCCCAAGUAUACAACUGACCACCACCAUGAGCGCACUGUCCAAUUGUGGUAUGUGGUGCAAGAGUGGCAUUCACAGUUUGUGAAGCUUGUGAGUAAGCAGAAGGAGUAUGUAAAGGCGCUGAGGAAUUGGUUGAAACUUAAUCUUAUCCCUAUUGAGAGCAACUUAAAGGAGAAAGUUUCUUCGCCACCAAGAAUUCAAAAUCCCCCUAUUCAGGGGCUACUCCUUGAGUGGAACGAUCAUCUGGAUAAACUUCCAGAUGAGGUUGCGAGAACUGCUAUACACAACUUUGCUGGUAUAAUACAUACUAUAAUGCUGAAGCAGGAGGAAGAAAUGAAAAUGAAGGAAAAAUGUGAAGAUUCCCGGAAAGAACUUGACCGCAAGAAGAGGCAAUUUGAAGAUUGGUACCAUAAAUAUAUGAACAAGAACAUACCGGAUGAAGUGGAUCCGGAGAGACCAGAAAGCAAUGUUCGCGGUGAUGUUGUUGCAGAAAAGCAGUUUAAUGUGGAAGUAGUCCAGAAGAGGUUAGAAGAGGAGGAGGAAGCCUAUGCGAGACUGUGCCUUCAGGUGAGAGAAAAGUCUAUAACAAGUCUUAAAACUGGCUUGCCAGAACUCUUUAGGGCAUUGGUCGCUUUUGCCGUUUCUUGUUCAGAAAUGUACAAACACUUGAAUUCCAGAUCAACCCACCAUCAAAGUGAGAGCUCAGGAAGACAAUAAGCUUGUAAGUAUAGUUUUAUCAUUGAUUUUGUUCUUCCUGAUAAAUGUUAUUUGCAUCGGUCUAUAGUAAAAAGCUUGUGCAUUUUAGAUAUGGGACAUGCCCGUAAAGUCGUAUAGAUAAAGUUGAAUUCAAUAGAUUGAGUAGAAUAAAAAAAAAGAAGAAAGAAAAUUAGAUUGAAGUUGUGCAAGCUUUCUCUUUGCCUCCAUUUUGUUUUCCUUGAAUGAGAAAUAUUUGUUCCAUGUAGAAAGUAGUUAUGCAUGCACUAUGGACCAUUGUUACUACAUUAUAUACACUAGAAAUUAUUCGU
This is a messenger RNA of Fragaria vesca subsp. vesca, 2510 nucleotides long. RefSeq lists its product as uncharacterized. NCBI's taxonomy places the organism in Eukaryota, Viridiplantae, Streptophyta, Magnoliopsida, Rosales, Rosaceae. The coding region runs from base 1 to 2202 and encodes 733 amino acids. The transcript is spliced from 4 exons. The record is from RefSeq and is a predicted model, not a curated record.